UUGGAUGCCGUGUGAGCAGCAGCACUGAGCGGAGCGAAACCGUCCAGCAAACCGACGUCCAGCACCGCAAAAAUAAAACCCAAACGAUGACCUUCUUACAGAUACGACAGAAGCAAACAAUCAUUUGACAACUUCCGACCCCACACCUUGCCUUCGCCGCUCCUUGCUGUAAGCGCCCUGUUCCAACUUUCCUCCCCCCCAGCCCAUCGGCCCUCCAGUCCAGCGGGACCAUGAUGCUCAGCAGCUCUGUGGAGGUGCCCAGCCCAGGCGGUCUGAGUGGCCUUAGCGGGCUUAGCGCAGCGGCUCGGAACGUGGUGCGCUCCUCCAGCAUCUCUGGGGCCAUGUACAGCCUGGAGAAGAGUCCUGGCAGUGGGGGACCAGACUCCACAUCAUUGGCUGGCAACAAGAAGCGGCGCUCCAGUCUGGGCGCCAAGAUGGUGGCCAUUGUGGGGUUGUCGCAGUGGAGCAAGAGCACACAGCAGCUCAACCAGCAAGACGGCGGGACGAAGAAGCUGCGCAGCACCAUCCGACGGAGCACAGAGACUGGCAUCGCCGUGGAGAUGAGAAACCGAGUGACAAGGCAGGGCAGCAAGGACUCAACUGAUGGCAGCACCAACUCAAACAGCUCUGAUGGAACGUUUGUCUUCCCUACCACACGCCUGGGGCCUGAGAGCCAGUUCAGUGACUUUCUGGAUGGACUAGGCCCCGCUCAGAUUGUAGGCCGGCAAACACUAGCUACACCCCCCAUGGGGGAUGUCUAUGUAGGCAUGGUAGACAGAGGAGGGCAGCUGGAGGUUGAGAUCAACCAGGCCAGAAGGUUGACCCCAAAGCCGGGCUCCAAGAACAUACCAGCGACCUACGUAAAGGUGUAUGUGCUGGAGAAUGGCGUGUGCUUGGCCAAGAAGAAAACCAAAGUAGUGAAGAAGAAUCUGGACCCCACCUACCAGCAGGCUCUGUUGUUUGAUGAGAGUCCUCAGGGCAAAGUGCUACAGGUAAUAGUGUGGGGGGAUUACGGGCGUAUGGACCACAAGUGCUUCAUGGGAAUGGCCCAGAUCCUUCUUGAGGAUUUGGACCUGUCUGCCACAGUCAGCGGCUGGUACAAGCUGUUCCCUACCUCCUCUCUGGCAGAUCCCAGUAUCGGACCCCUCACUAGACGUCUCUCCCAGUCCUCCCUGGAGAGCGCCACCAGCCCCUCGUGCACCUAGAUACCCAGUAGACACGCACAUGCAUGGCAAAGGCAGAGUCAUGCAGACACGGACACACGUACUGUAUAUACACAACGACUGUAUUUGAUGACAGGUAGG
Plectropomus leopardus (leopard coralgrouper) is the source of this 1304-nucleotide messenger RNA. RefSeq names its product regulating synaptic membrane exocytosis 3 (gene rims3). Gene Ontology annotation, cellular component: cytoskeleton of presynaptic active zone; presynaptic membrane. Lineage: Eukaryota; Metazoa; Chordata; Actinopteri; Perciformes; Serranidae. Gene Ontology annotation, biological process: regulation of membrane potential; regulation of synaptic vesicle exocytosis; regulation of synaptic plasticity. The record is from RefSeq and is a predicted model, not a curated record. Gene Ontology annotation, molecular function: transmembrane transporter binding; small GTPase binding.